AUGGUCCGAGCGCACAGCGAAAGAUCCGUGGACGCUUUAGUCUCCGAUUUUAUCCUCGAACAAUCCUUAGAGAACAUCGAAUUAAUACACGAACAACUUCGAGGCGCGUAUGAUGGAGAAUCGAGAGAGGAAGGAGAAGGACAGUUGAACACACGAGAAGAGAGGAAUGAGUUGCAACAAACGCCUCUUCUCGCGUCGUCGGCAUCGCCUUCACUGCGAGCAUUGGCAUCUGUCGAUGCUUCCACGGAUGCUUUGCGGAUAUUCAUAAAGCGAUUGUGCGACGAAAACAGAGAACACUCGGAGUACGAGGAUGCAAUGUUGCUGGAUAUUAUCGGAGUGUUUGCAAGCGCUUCGUGUUCGCCUCGAACGCUGCGCUUUUGGUUCGAGACGAUUGCAAAGAACAGGAAAAGGAAGAAAGAAGGCGUGGAAGCGUUGUUACGAUCGGUUCGAAAUGCAAACGGAAGAUCUGCUACGUCGUCGUUCUCGCCAAAAUGUUGUUUUCAUUUAGACGGCGAAAAUGCGGGGAUUUUAGGGAACGCGGAAGCUAAAUGGCCGUUCGCAAAGGAUGGUUUCUCGGUCGUCACGUACGUGUACGUAAAUAGCUUUGAGAACUCCGAAACGAACCAGAUUAACGCGGAAGCGUUAGCGCAAGCUGCGCAAAUUUCAACGCCAAAUAUGAAGAUCUCACCGACGGCGGCACAAGUUUUAGCAUCCGCUGCGGCUGGAAGUAAGGUAGAGUACAUGCCGCGACUUUUCUCGUUGCUUUCGAGCGAGGGGUCUUCGGGGUACGAGAGUUAUUUUCAUAAGAACUACUUAAUAUUCGAAGCUCAAGGAGAAAAAGGCGAAAGGAUUACGCUCCCAUUCUCGCACCAGUUUCAGUUGAAAACUUGGCUAUGCGUUGGCGUGGAGUACUCCGUGAAAAGAGAGAUGGCAUCGUUGUACAUCAACGGGAAGCUCGUCGAGACGCACUCGAUGAAACUACCUAAAGUAACGAAACCGCUUGGUUUUUGUUGUCUGGGAACAAACCCUCCCGCAGCAAUGGCUGGUAUGCAAGAUAAGAGAAGACAGUGCGCUUUAUACGCUGAGCUUGGCCCCGUGUAUAUCUUUAGAGAUGGACUUGGAACGCAGGCUUUCAAGAAACUAUACGAACGCGGGGGGGAUUACGUGCCAUGUUACGUUGGUCAAUAUCGAGAUUCACUUUUGACUACAGCUUUGAGUCAAUCCAUAAUUGGUGGUCAUAGUAGUGGUGGUGGUGAAAAUAAUAGUACUUAUCAUCAUCACGAAAGCAGUACUGAUCCAUUUGCGCGAACGGCAAGUGGCAACGUCGCCACAUCUACUGCUCCCACAACUACCGAGGGUGAAGAAGAUGAAGCGGAGAUAUUCGACAAGUCGCUAUCGCCAAAACUUUUGCAACUGUUCCAUCCUUCCGUAUCAAAGUUGAACAUUAAAUCUGUUACGAACCUUGCGCCCUCUGGGUCUAGCAAUGCGGGCCGGAAAGGGAUUUUGAUCGGAAACACAAAGGUAUUCAAAAGAGAUUUGAUUCGUGAUUCGAUGUGGGAGAAUUUCCAACCGGGACCGUGUGAAAUGUUAAGACUUUUGUUGGAUGAAGAAGGAAAAGAGGAUAAUCGCAUCGUUGAUAAGUCAAACGCGUGCCUCAUUCUUCAAGUCAUGGUCGAGUUAGCUCGAAGUCAUUCUCAAAACGUUCAAGCUAUGGCAAGCAUGAAUUUGGGAAGACUCCUUUCUCAAAUACUUCCCAGACUAUUCCAGGAGACACCAAACGAGGAUAGUUUGCACGUCGAAAUAUGUAAGUUACUCGGUAAACUUCUCGUCAUCUCCAGAGAACACGACGGCUUGUACGAUGAAAUGCUCGCGUCUCUUUAUUUGACGCUCAAACCAUACGCUCAAACUGGUUGUUCUUCAAAUGGUAUCGUUGAAGUGUUGCGCUCGUUAAAUGCGGAAGCGCACGCAAACGCAAGCGCACUUGUGAAAUUAAACGGUUUACAGAUGCUCCUAGAUACUGGCUGGGACAACAUUGAGAUGCUUAGAUCCAAUGAAGAUAUCGCAGAAGAGCUUACUCUUUCGCUCUUUGUGAUUGUUUCCGCGGGAGAUGCGAUUGAAGCGUCAAAAAUUCUUCUCGAAUUCAUCAGUGCUUUCGAUGGUACUCAAGGGUACUCACUCAUCAUCUCGAAAGGAUUGAAAGCUUUAAAUAGAGCUGUUCACGCGUUGAAUCAUUCUUUCAGGAGUGUAUUCACCGAGAAUUUCAUUGGUCAGGGUGGCAUUGAAAUUUUAAUGCGGUUGCUCCGAAAAGUUGCCAUGAAAAAUGAAGAAGAUGGAACAUCUCGCGACGAAGAGAAAUACGGCACUGAAUCUGAGAUAAUCGCCGAUGUCAUUUUGAUCACCGGUCAUUUAAUGAAUGGUGGCUUCCUAAAUAUUAACGAUUUGACUUCUGCGAAAGCAAUAAAUGAAGAAGGUAGCGUCACGGCUUCACAGGUAGUUCGUUCAAUCAGACAUACUCUUCGAUCAAAUCCUUGUAUGCUUUUGAACGAAUCCGUAUUUGACGCUUUACUUUCGAUUUCGUUGGCGACGAAGAUUAAUCAUCUCGAGGACAUAAUGGCGGCCAACGUACCCUCGGUAAAGAACGAAUUGAUGUUUGACGCCCUUCUUGAAUCGUUACCGUACUCGAAACCAAGUGUUCGUAAGAGAGCUUUGGAUGCUUUCAUUCUUUUGGCGUGUACAAAGGCAGAAAACAGAGACACUUUAGUUUCUACGCUGGAAUUCCCGGAAUGGAUCGUCCUGCUACUUAUUCGCACGAAAAUUAACAGUGAUAAUGAAGACGAUACCAUCAAAGUUGGUAUUGAUUUACUUGACAUUCUUUUACAUCACGCGUUGAGAGCCUCGCGUGAUGGUGCUUUUGUUCUCGAAAUUUUGUCGAAAUCUUUCAAGACGACCGGUGAAGCUAAUGCGAAAUCGAUCGAGCAGAAAGUACUGACGAAUCUGCUUUCGUUUGUUUUUAAAGAACUCAGAGGCUUUAAUAAGCUCGGCAUUUCGGAAAAUUCCCUCGUCAUGCGCGAUAACGGCUUGAAAUUAUUAUCAGUCGUGGAUACACACUUGCAUCGCAUUGGGACUGAUUCAGAAGCGAGUGAUGAAGAUUCCAAGAAAAUGGCCGAUAUGUACGCAGAAAUUCGUAACAUUCUCGGUACCGCAACAGAUGUAUCAAAAAAUAGUGACUCAAGUGGUCAUGUUUCUGCGGAAGAGCGAUGGAAUGCGUACAAAUCUUUGCGAAGCACGAAAGAGAAGGCGUAUUUAGCGUUUGUCCAGGACUGGGUAGAAAACGAUUUCGAAAAUCUUCCGUUGUCCAAACGAUGUCUCGAAAUUGAGCGGAGAGAACUAGCCCGUCGCGAAUUUGUGCGUUCGAUGCGCAUCAAGUACGAACGAGAAAGCUUGAAGAUUCUCAGUGAGUUUGAAGGCGGAGAUUUUGCAAAUUUCCCGUGGGAGGUUGACCCGAUUGAGACUGGAAAGAGAAGACGUUACAUUUUAAGAAGAAUGAAGGAACCUCCGAAACGAGAACAAAACAAAAAAGCCAUGGAAGAACUUCCUUCGAUAACGUUACCAAAAGCAGUGAACAGAAGAGAGAGUUUAGACUUUGACAGCGAAGAAAAGAUGAUUCAGGAGGUACAGGAGGAAGAAAAAAAAUUGGAAAAGAAGAACGCGAGGGAACAAAAAGGAGCUCACACUGAUGCGACGCGCCUCGCAUAUAAACUCACCAACUCGAUGGUUCUCAGCGACGAACCAGUUUUCAAAAACGAUGAAGCUACGAUGGUGACGCCGUUAAAAACGUUUCGCGGUUCGUUAAUUCUCACUGAAGAUUGCAUAUCGUUUACAGGAAAAGAUACCGAAACCGGUAUCGAACACUCAUGGAUUCAGAAACUCGAUGAACUUCAUCAGGUACAAUCGAGGCGAUAUUUGUUACAGAGAAGCGCUCUGGAGUUUUUCUUUUUAUCUCGAGAGACGUACUUUAUCGAUUUCGGGUCCUCCGAAGAAAGGAAGAACAUCUACAAAUGUUUGAUUCGAAUGAAACCGAAAAACUUCGUCCCUCUCUACCUCGAAGCUUCAAACCCGGAGGUUUUGAUGCGGAAGAGCGACAUCACUUCGCGAUGGAUUCGACGCGAACUAUCAAAUUUUGAUUAUAUCUUAGCUUUGAAUACGCUUGCUGGGCGCAGUUAUCUAGAUAUCACUCAGUAUCCUGUCUUUCCUCACGUCAUCGCGGAUUAUGAAUCGGACGUGUUGGACUUGAACGAUCCAAAGACUUUCCGAGAUUUAUCAAAACCCAUCGGAGCGCUGAAUCCGAAAAGACUCAACCAAGUCAAAGAGAGGUACGAUGCGCUGAAAGAUGAUCCGGAAAUCCCACCGUUUCAUUACGGUUCCCACUAUUCGUCCGCUGGAGUCGUGAUGUUCUAUCUCCUAAGACUUGAGCCAUUUACAACUUUGGCAUACAAUUUGCAAGGCGGGAAAUUUGAUCACGCGGAUAGACUUUUCACUGGCGUCGAAUCCAUGUGGAAGUCUGUUUUAAAUGAUAUCUCAGAUGUGAAGGAACUCACGCCUGAAUUUUUCACCAUGCCUGAGAUGUUCUUAAACUUGAACAAUUGCGAUUUUGGCACCACGCAAAAAGGUGAAAAAGUCGGAGAUGUCAAACUUCCAAAAUGGGCAAGCAACGCGGUUGAUUUUGUUGCAAAGCAAAGAGCCGCUUUAGAAUCUGAACACGUGUCUAAGAAUUUGCACACCUGGAUUGAUCUCAUAUUUGGAUUUAAGCAGCGCGGUGCAGAAGCAGUCAAAGCAACGAAUGUUUUCUAUUAUACGACGUAUGAAGGAAACGUAGACGUUUCAAAAAUCACAAACGCGACCAUGCGACGCGCUUUGCAAGACCAAAUUGAGAACUUUGGGCAAACACCGAGUCAACUACUGAACGUGCCACAUCCUGCACGACAGCGAGCACACGAUACGUUGAGCGGAUCUCAUUGGUUAUUCGAACGACCCGGCGUCGUUGGAAAGUAUCGAUUGAAAACGAACGAAACGCAGGCUAUUGCAAGCGUAUCGAGUUUUGGGAACAAUUUACUCGUAAUCAACGCAAAGUUGGAAAUUGCAAAACAUCAGUUUAGUCCAAAUAUUCCAGAUGGGACGUCGAACCCAUUCACAUUUGUCCCGUCUAAAAGAAGACCGGUAGCGUCGUCGAAUUCUACGUCGUCAUCAUCUGGCGGAGGAUUGUUAUCGUCGACGCUUCUUUCCAAGUCAACUUCGCUCAUCGGUGGAUUCUUUGGUUUUCCUCAAAAGGCUAUGAAUGUUUUAGAAACAAUCUUAGAUGAAAGCACGAGCGAAAGAAAACCAAUGUGUGUAACAGCAGACGGAAAGAGAAUAUUCUUAGGAGGUAAUAUUGAUAAUUCGGUUCGCAUAUAUUCCGGUGAUCCAAACGGAUGCCGAUUAGAGUGCAUGCGAAAAGUAUACGGCGGGAUUGUGACAUCUUUGGCACUGGCGUGCGACGACCAAAUAUUAGUUGUUGGCUCCGUCGAUUCCACAGUUUCGCUUUGGCUGGUUAAAUACCCAAGCACCAAAACAAAUUUGGAUAACAUUCGCGAAGGUUUACGCGAUAACAUCGCGAUGAUGCGUGUCGAAGCCAACAGCAUAUUCAACGAAGGAUCGACAGUCUUGGAAGUCAUUCAUCGCAGAGAAUUCGAGACGUUUGGAAAUAACUUUGACGCGGCUUCAGGUAAUGAUGCCUAUAUCGUCGGUACACAACCGGUGCGAUACUAUCGCGGACACGGCGCAAGAAUAGACGCAGUUUCGGUUUCCGCAGAUUUGAAUGUUAUCGUGGCAACCUCGAAGACGAAUGGGACAUCCAUUUUUCGUCUGAUGACGAACGAAGUACUCACGAACGUUUCAGCUCUCAGAGGAGAGAUGAAUGUCAUCACUCCUGAUGGCAUCAUUAUAGCGUGGGAAAGAGAAUCACACACUUUACGAGCGUGCACUCUGAACGGACGUAUCGUCGCCGAGAGACCAUUAAAAGAUCUCAUCCCGCUUGUAACUUCUUUAGCGUGGAGUCGAUCGGGCGAAUACGUAAUCGUAGGAACUGAAAAGAAAACUGCAUCAGUAGCACAAGCAGGAGGAGGAGGGAAUGGUGGAGUUUGCUUGUUUGCCUUGCCGUGGCUCUCUUUGUAUAACACGUGGGCGUUAGAGUUUGCAGUCACAUCGCUAACGCUUACAAGCGACGAGACGAAUAUCAUCGUCGGUCUCGAAAAUGGAGAGAUAGUCAUCUUGGCGAACCCAAGUUUAUCGCUUAGAUUGGUGGACAACUUAUUACAAUCAGGUUGGGUUUCUGGAUUGUAA
Molecule: messenger RNA, 6378 nt
Organism: Bathycoccus prasinos
Lineage: Eukaryota; Viridiplantae; Chlorophyta; Mamiellophyceae; Mamiellales; Bathycoccaceae
Exons: 1
Coding region: 1-6378 (2125 amino acids)
Molecular function (GO): protein binding
Source: RefSeq, a predicted model, not a curated record